CAGCGCAGUGUGAUUUGCAUGCAGCCUCUAUAAGAUCAGACUCCCUCCCCCUGCUGGAUCAUUCGUCGCUGUUUGCAGGAACAAGUGAUCAGGAUGCCUGAACCCGCCAAGUCUGCGCCCAAGAAGGGCUCGAAGAAAGCCGUGACCAAGACGGCCGGCAAAGGAGGCAAGAAGAAGAGAAAAACCAGGAAGGAGAGCUACGCCAUCUACGUGUACAAGGUGCUGAAGCAGGUGCACCCCGACACGGGCAUCUCGUCCAAGGCCAUGAGCAUCAUGAACUCGUUCGUCAACGACAUCUUCGAGCGCAUCGCGUCCGAGGCUUCCCGCCUGGCUCACUACAACAAGCGCUCCACCAUCACCUCCAGGGAGAUCCAGACCGCCGUGCGCCUCCUGCUGCCCGGUGAGCUGGCCAAGCACGCCGUGUCUGAGGGCACCAAGGCCGUCACCAAGUACACCAGCUCCAGGUAAACAACCUGUUUACCGUCAACACAACAAAGGCCCUUUUAAGGGCCACACAAAUGCAACUUUGAGCUGGACUCCUAUUUUGUUUAAUUGAAACAUUGCUUACAAUUUUGCUGCUGAUCAUUGACUUUUAAAGUUUAAAAUGUUGC
Fundulus heteroclitus (mummichog) is the source of this 611-nucleotide messenger RNA. Its product is annotated as histone H2B 1/2-like. Gene Ontology annotation, cellular component: nucleosome. The coding region runs from base 94 to 468 and encodes 124 amino acids. The record is from RefSeq and is a predicted model, not a curated record. Gene Ontology annotation, molecular function: protein heterodimerization activity; structural constituent of chromatin; DNA binding. The transcript has a single exon. NCBI's taxonomy places the organism in Eukaryota, Metazoa, Chordata, Actinopteri, Cyprinodontiformes, Fundulidae.